AUGGAUGAUCUCCACAUCAAAAGAAGGAAAGACGAGACGCAAUCAAGGAGGGACAAUGCUGAAAAAGACGUCUUGCAUAUACACACAGAAAAUUCCAGUCGGCGAAAGCGAGAAAGAGAUGAUGUUCUGGAUCAGCGGAAGAGAGAUGACCAAGCAAGAUUCAGAGAUGAUGAUCAGCAUCAAGCAAGGCACAAAGAAGAGGGCUUCUUUCAGAGGGAGAGGGGUGAGAGGCAGAGAGAGCAUGAUGAAUGGCACAGACUUAAACAAUCCCAUGAAGAGAGUUUAUCAAAGCGGGAAAGAGAUGGUGGGCGGGGAGAUUUGAGGAGUGGGCGAAAUACAGAAGACAAAGCAUGGGCUGCCAAUUCGAGGGCGAAGGAUGACUAUAAAGGUUCUGAUAGGGAGUACCUAAAAGAUGCUGGGCGACAUGUUGAGCAACUAAAGAGAAGGGAUCGAGUUGAGAAUGAAAGUUUUUCCAUGCAUAGGGGACGUGAGGAUGCUUACACACGUGGAAACCAGCUCACUAAUGAUGGGAAACGAGCAAGGCAUGAGAGGGCAAGCAGUCGAAAUGAUCGUGCUGUCAAUGCUUCUGACAACCAUAGGGUGCACGAAAAGAGACAAAAAGAGAACAUAAGGAAGGGCAGAGAAUUAGAGGAUGGUGAUCACAUCUCUUUGACCCCUUCUAAGAGGAAUCAAGAAGAGCACAAUGGUCAAAUAAGUGAGACGGUGAGCUUGAAAGGCAGAGUUGAGCAAGGAAGUGGUGAGCAUGACAUCCGUAUGCAUCAUCAGUCUUCCAGAAAACAUAGGGAAGAUGUUUCGUCAGAUGAUGAGCUGCAAGAUUCAAGGAGAGGACGGUCUAAAAUGGAGCGCUGGACGAGCCAUAAGGAAAGGGAUUUCAGUAUCAGCAGUAAGUCAUCUUCUUUGAAGGUUAAAGAAAUUGACACUCAUAAUAAGUCCUCUUUAGACCGCAAACUUCCUGAUGAAUCUUCCAAGAAGGUGGAAAAUGCUGACAGCCAACAUCCCUUGGCUAGCGAGAAAGAUGCUAGUGAUCCAGUGAACAAGAAUGCUGAUGUGAAUCCCAUGGAGGAUAGACACUUGGACACCGUUGCUAAGUUGAAGAAGCGAAGUGAACGCUUCAAACUUCCAAUGCCAAGUGAGAAAGAAGCCAUGGCAAUCAAAAAAAUGGAAAGCGAGCCAUUGCCUUCGGGCCAAAGCGAAGCCCAUGCAGAUUCAGAGGUCAAACCCGAGCGUCCGGCACGGAAACGGAGGUGGACCAGCAACUAAAUUUGAAGUCAGCGAACCAAUGUUUGAUUUGAUGCAGUAAUUUCAUACUUUCUGAGCGAAUAUCUGCCUUGCUCCAUUGCUUAUAUCCAAUACUUUGAUGGCUUGUCUUGGCCAUGGCUACAAAACCCCUUUUCUACAGUUUGGUGUUACCUGUGUACCUGCACAACAGAUUUACAAACUUGUAACCCUACUGCGGUUGUUUAUUUUAUUACGUUUUCUGAAAACUCUGUAUAUACCAGUGAGUGUAACAUUAUAUUGGCCAUUGAUGGUGGCCCAGAAUUGCUUUUCAGCUCAGAACCUUAAUUCAUAAUGUACUAUUAGUAGAUGUAUCUGGGAUGCCAUCAAGCUCAUCUAACACGCUGAUCCCUGUCAUUGAUGGGAUGUAACCCGAAUGAAGGCUGAUGUUCUAGGAGGCUGCAUCAUAAAUUGUGAUUGCUGAGGUUCAGUACUUCCUUAUGUCACACAAUGGUCAAAGAGGGAUGAGGCUUCAGCUCUGUAGGAGGAACAACAUUGAGGUUGCUUGGUAAGGCUGACCCAUUUUUGGAUUGCAUGUAUUUUGUAUCUUUAUAGGCUUUUUUAUUUUCUUUUUAUGUAGUAGGAAAGCUAGAAAACAAACACAACAUUUUGUUGGUCAUGUAUGUUUUGUUCUAGGAACAAGUGAUUUACAGAAGUAAUGAAAGGAAAGAGAAAUAAGUGUUCAAUAUCCUGGUUGAGACAGACCUCCUCUCUUUUAUAGAUACAAUGAGUAGAUUCAGUCCUUGGAAUCACUUAUAAGGGAUUAUUGCUAGGCUCUGAGCAGUGAGCGUCUGUGAGUUACUUUCUGCUAGUUUCAAAGAAGAAUGGUUCUUGUAAGGAAGAGAUUGAUCUGUUAUGUCCUG
Ilex paraguariensis (yerba mate) is the source of this 2159-nucleotide messenger RNA. The record is from the annotation of a GenBank genome assembly. NCBI's taxonomy places the organism in Eukaryota, Viridiplantae, Streptophyta, Magnoliopsida, Aquifoliales, Aquifoliaceae.